CUGCCAAUUUUCUCUUAAUUACACUCACCUUCCUCCUAUAUUUCUUUUCAUUUCCAUUGCUUUUCUCCACUGAAUCCUCCACCCCACCUGUCUCUCUCUCUGCUAAAAUGAAAACAUGGCUAGUUCCUUAAACAAUGCAAAACGUCAUUCACAUGGUCAAAUUUCCUAAAUUUCAUAUCAUUCUCCAUAUCAAAUCCCAGAUAUUAUUCUUCAUAAUCAUUUCUUCCAGCCAUCAACUUUUUUCCUUUUCUUUUUGUUGUAUUUUGUUUGGAUUUUUUUUCCAAUCAUGAUUAGUAAUUUAUUGCAGUAUAUUAUAAGCAUAGUUGAUAAUUUGCAAGAGCUUCUUGAAUGCUACAAGUGUUUUGAAUAUAACCAUUGCUGGUUUUUUUCCUGCUAAGACAGCCUAGUAAUUAUAGAAAACAAUGGAAUUUAGCAGUGGAUACGGUGGCGGUGGCUCCGGCGAUGACCACCACGAUGCCUCCGACCCUCGCGGGGGUAAAAAACGAUAUCAUCGACACACGGCCCACCAAAUUCAGAGGCUUGAAGCAAUGUUCAAAGAGUGUCCCCACCCAGAUGAGAAGAUAAGAUUGCAGUUAAGCAGAGAGUUAAAUUUGAAUCCAAGGCAGAUUAAAUUUUGGUUUCAAAACAGAAGGACUCAAAUGAAGGCACAAUUUGAAAGAGCAGAUAAUUGUGCACUCAGAGCAGAGAACGAUAAAAUUAGAUGUGAAAAUAUAGCAAUCAGAGAGGCACUCAAAAAUGUGAUCUGCCCUUCUUGUGGAGGCCCUCCAGUUACAGAAGAUUCAUAUUUCGACGAGCAAAAAUUACGAAUCGAAAAUGUGCAGUUAAAAGAAGAGCUGGACAGAGUUUCAAGCAUUGCAGCCAAGUACAUAGGGAGACCUAUUUCACAACUGCAACCAGUGCAGCCUAUUCAUGUAUCCUCAUUGGAUUUAUCCAUGGCAAGUUUUUCAGGCCAUGGGAUGUUGCCUGAACCCUCCCUCAAUCUUCAUCUUCUUCCUGGAAGUUCGACUAACAUUUCCAAUUUACCUUUCCCAACAAUGAGCAUUUCUGAUAUGGAUAAAUCCCUUAUGGCUGAUGUUGCUGGAAAUGCCAUGGAUGAAUUGAUUAGGCUCUUGCAAACCAAUGAACCUCUUUGGAUGAAGUCGACAAACGAUGGCAGGGAAAUACUUAAUCUCGAAAACUAUGAAAGGAUUUGCCCUGGACAUAAUAAUCAGUUGAAAAGUCCCAACGUUCGGAUUGAGGCCUCGAGAGAUUCAGGCGUCGUGAUAAUGAAUGGUUUGACAUUGGUGGACAUGUUUAUGGAUGUGAGUAAGUGGAUGGAAUUAUUUCCUACAAUUGUUUCAAGGGCAAGAACAGUUGAAGUACUAUCUUCUGGAAUGAUUGGAAUCCCAAGUGGUGCAUUGCAAUUGAUGUACGAAGAAUUGCAGGUUCUUUCGCCACUGGUUCCGACCAGGCAAUUCUAUUUCCUACGUUACUGUCAGCAAAUCAAGCAAGGCUCAUGGGCAAUUGUCGAUAUUUCUUAUGAUCUUCCUCAUCAAGAGAACCAAUUUGCUUCUUCAUGUAAAACUCAUAGGCUUCUUUCUGGAUGCUUAAUACAGGACAUGCCUAAUGGUUAUUCCAAGGUCACUUGGGUGGAACACUGGGAAAUAGAAGAUAAGGUUCCAAUCCAUGGACUUUAUAUGGAUCUUAUUCACAGUGGACUGGCAUUUGGAGCCGAAAAAUGGCUUUCAAGUCUGCAGAGGAUAUGCGAGAGAUACGCUUGUCUGAUGGGUACCAGCAACUCGACUCAUGAACAAGUCGGAGUAGCUACGCUCAAAGUAAUUCCUUCAUCUGAAGGGAAGAGAAGCAUGAUGAAACUGGCACAGAGGAUGGUUAACAACUUCUGUGCAAGCCUAAACCCCUCUAAUGGCCAACAAUGGAGAACGCUUUCAGGGUCAAAUGACUUUGAAGUUCAAGCAACGCUUCAUAAGAGCACCGAUCCUGGCCAGCCAAAUGCUAUAGUACUCAGUGCUGCCUCUACAAUUUGGCUUCCCAUUCCUCCAGAAAAUGUGUUCAGUUUCUUCCGGGAUGAGAGGACUCGACCUCAGUGGGACGUUCUUUCCAAUCAAAAUCCAGUUCAAGAGGUGGCUCACAUUGCCAAUGGCUCUCAUCCAGGGAACUGUAUAUCAGUUCUAAGGGCAUUAAACAGUCGGCGGGUAGGGGCCUAUAUUCGCUUGCGACUUGUUAAUUCAUUUGUUCCUCGCUCAGAUAUCUGCAACUUCUCAAUUAUUGUCCAUGAUCUUUUGAGAGAAACUUAA
Molecule: messenger RNA, 2315 nt
Organism: Olea europaea var. sylvestris
Lineage: Eukaryota; Viridiplantae; Streptophyta; Magnoliopsida; Lamiales; Oleaceae
Product: homeobox-leucine zipper protein HDG11-like
Exons: 11
Coding region: 423-2315 (630 amino acids)
Biological process (GO): regulation of DNA-templated transcription
Molecular function (GO): DNA-binding transcription factor activity, RNA polymerase II-specific; DNA binding; lipid binding
Source: RefSeq, a predicted model, not a curated record